Archocentrus centrarchus (flier cichlid) is the source of this 3568-nucleotide messenger RNA. RefSeq names its product par-3 family cell polarity regulator alpha, b (gene pard3ab). Gene Ontology annotation, biological process: microtubule cytoskeleton organization; cell adhesion; establishment of cell polarity. The record is from RefSeq and is a predicted model, not a curated record. Bases 248 to 3568 code for a protein of 1106 amino acids. Gene Ontology annotation, molecular function: phosphatidylinositol binding; protein binding. NCBI's taxonomy places the organism in Eukaryota, Metazoa, Chordata, Actinopteri, Cichliformes, Cichlidae. The transcript is spliced from 23 exons. Gene Ontology annotation, cellular component: cell cortex; apical plasma membrane; adherens junction.
GGGAAGGAAGGAAGGAGAGAGAGAGAGAAACAGCUAAACAGGUGGUCAGAAAACACGCAGAAAACAAUGUCGUCCGGCGGGGAGAGGCGGAAAGACCUUUAGUCCUCGCUUCUGUGAAGGAAUACCGGGACAGCUUCGGAGCCGAACAAACAAAAACCCAUGCUCCUUUUAAUUUUCUCACGGAUUUCUCCUCCUCCUCUCUUCUCGGUUUUGCUCCGAAUCUGCUGAAGAUCUCGGAUACUAAACCAUGAAAGUCACGGUGUGUUUUGGCAGGACCCGGGUGGUUGUGCCGUGCGGGGAUGGAAAUAUUAAAGUCCACACACUCAUCCAGCAGGCUGUCAUGAGAUACAAGAAGGCUAUCGCCAAGGAUGCCAGUUACUGGCUGCAGGUUCACCGGUUGGAGCACGGCGAUGGGGGGAUCCUCGACCUGGAUGACGUGCUCUGCGACGUGGCCGACGACAAAGACAGGUUAAUAGCCAUAUAUGAUGAACAGGAGCCCCAUCAUGGAGGUGAUGGCACCAGCGCCAGCUCCACAGGGACACAGAGCCCCGACCUGUUCGCUGCAGACCUCAGUGCAGGCAGCGGAGCCUCUGCUUUCCAACCUUACCAGGCCGCCAGCGAGAUCGAGGUCACACCUUCGGCCCUGCGCACCAAUAUGCCCCUCCAUGUCCGGCGCAGCAGUGACCCUGCUCUGAUGACCAUCAAUGGGCCAUUUAGCGGCAGUGAGUCACGGGUCCAAACGGACGAGACGCCGUCGAGGAAGAACCCAACCCGCUGGUCCACCACCGCUGGCUUCCUGAAAGCUCGCCACUCGUCUGGCACAAAUAGCCUGGAAAGGAAGGGUAAAGGUAUGGACACGUACCGCAGUCUGCCACGAGAUGCUGGGACCUGGGCCAAUCAGAGAGAGUUUCAGAGAGAGACAGCCCGGUCAUCGCUCAGCGCCAAUCAUCCCAUGGUGGACCGCUGGCUGGAGAGACAGGAACAGGAGGAGGCGGCAAGAGAAGAAGAAAACGGAAGGAUCGAGCCAGUUGGCCGAGCUGACUCCUGCAUGGACCGCACUCCUGUGAGGUCACUAGAUUUAAUAUGCAGAGACAUUGUCAAACUGGUGGAGGUGUCAAACGACGGUGGGCCUCUGGGGAUCCACGUGGUGCCUUUCAGUGGCAGGGACCGCAGGACUCUUGGCUUGUUGGUCAAGCGUCUGGAGAGGGGAGGCAAGGCUGAGCAACAGGGCCUCUUCCAGGAGAACGACUGUAUCGUCCGUAUCAAUAACGGAGACCUGCGAAACAUCAGAUUUGAACAAGCCCAAAAUAUGUUCCGCCAAGCCAUGCGCUCUCCUGUUAUCAUGUUCCACGUGGUGCCGUCAUCGAUGAAGGCCCACUACGAGCAGCUGUCCCAUGCCGAGAGGAACACCGCGUACAACUCGGGCCGCUUCAGCCCCGACUCCCUCACCGGCAGCACUGUGUCCGGCAUCGAGCACACGCCGCAAAGGAUGUCCCGGCACGGCUCCCAGACACACCCGCACUCCCAUCCGCACCCUCAUUCCCAUCCUCACUCAGAUCCCACUGAUGGUUACCCCCCUCUGACUCACCCCGCGGUUUCUGCGGCCAAGCCCCCGACAGGUCACGCCCACUCACCUCAGAAGGGGAUAAACUCCACCCCAACAGGAGGAUAUGCAAAGAAAGUCGGGAGGAGACUUAGCAUUCAACUGAAGAAAGGCCCCGAGGGACUCGGCUUCAGUAUAACAUCACGGGACGUUCCCAUUGGGGGCUCAGCACCCAUCUAUGUGAAGAAUAUUCUGCCUAGGGGAGCUGCUAUCCAAGAUGGCCGCCUUAAGGCAGGAGACAGGUUGCUAGAGGUGAAUGGGGUGGACCUGAAUGGGCGAACCCAGGAGGAGGUGGUCAAUCUGCUUAGAGCUACACCCAUGGGCGGGGCUGUGGGGCUGCUGGUUUUACGCCAGGAGGACACUUUUCUACCCCGAGAAGUGAAUCCUGAGCCCCAGAUGCAAAUCCCCAGAGAUUUGCAUCCAAGGCAGCCUGUGACAGCCGGGACACACCACUGGCUAAUAGAGAAGACAGAGGAGGACGAGUUGGUCCUGACCCCUGAUGGGACCAGAGAGUUCCUGACCUUUGAGAUCCCCCUCAGUGACUCAGGUUCAGCAGGUUUGGGUGUCAGCGUCAAAGGCAACCGCUCCAAGGAAAACCAUGCAGAUCUGGGCAUCUUUGUCAAAUCCAUCAUAAAUGGAGGUGCAGCCUGCAAGGAUGGACGGCUGCGAGUAAAUGACCAGUUGAUUGCUGUCAACGGGGAGUCACUACUGGGCAAAACCAACCAAGACGCGAUGGAGACGCUACGUAAAUCCAUGUCAACUGAAGGCAACAAGCGCGGUAUGAUCCAGCUCAUUGUGGCCAGACGAGUGGCCAAAAGACAUGAGGAGACACCAGGGAGCCCGCUGGGACCCCAGCAGACUUUGAACACCUCCCUCGAUGACCACGAGCGCAGAAUCUCCCAUUCGCUGUACGGUGGCCUCGAGGGCCUCGAUGACAACCUGAUGCCUCGGCAAGGCAUGCUGCCACGCACAAUAGGAAACUAUCAACUCUCACCAACCGUCAACAUGCCGCAGGAUGAUACUGUGAUCAUAGAGGAUGACCGGCCGCCGCUCCUCCCACCCCACCUUUCUGACCAGUCGUCCUCGAGCUCUCACGAUGAUGUCGGUUUCGCAGCUGAUGCGACUUCACCGUGGGCCAAAGAGCUGCCCAAUCAGAAUGACGGCUUUGUGAAUCCAGAUGAAAAUCAUGCAGAUGGUGCUUUCCAGCGGGAAGGUUUUGGACGCCAGAGCAUGUCGGAGAAGCGCACCAAGCAAUUUGGAGAUGCCUCCCAACUUGAAAUCAUCAAGACCCGCAAGUCCAAGAGCAUGGAUUUAGUAGCCGACGAGAUUAACCUCACACCUCAUCCCGAGACCAACACAGGUUCUUCCACAAAAGAUGUUGGACCAUCACUGGGCCUAAAGAAGUCCAGCUCUCUUGAGAGCCUCCAGACAGCUGUAGCAGAAGUAACCCUCAACGGGGAUGUACCCUUCCACAGGCCCCGCCCUCGUAUCAUCAGGGGGCGGGGCUGUAAUGAAAGCUUCAGAGCAGCCAUCGACAAAUCCUAUGACCGACCGGCCGCCACGGAAGAAGACGACGAGGGCAUGGAGACACUGGAGGAGGACACUGAGGAGAGUUCACGGUCAGGGAGAGACUCCGUGUCUACAGUAGCAGACCAGACCCCGCUGUCCAGCACAGAAAAGCCGCUGGUCAAUGGCACAAACCGCACCAAAGAGGAGAAGAAGAAGGACAAAGACAAGGGAGGGAAGGACAAGAAGAAGCCGGAGGGAGGGAAGGAGAAAGACAAGGGAAAACCCAAGAAGGGGAUGCUGAAGGGCCUCGGGGACAUGUUCAGGUUUGGGAAGCACCGAAAGGAUGAGCGGCCGGGGGAGAAGAUUGAUCGUAAAGGCUCCAGUAAGUGGAGGCCGGAGGAGACGCAGGUGUCGGAGGAGGAGACCAUGAGGAUGAGGAUGGAGCAAGAAAGGUGA